Boeremia exigua is the source of this 1509-nucleotide messenger RNA. RefSeq names its product aquaporin-like protein. The record is from RefSeq and is a predicted model, not a curated record. Lineage: Eukaryota; Fungi; Ascomycota; Dothideomycetes; Pleosporales; Didymellaceae. Gene Ontology annotation, molecular function: glycerol channel activity; water channel activity. Gene Ontology annotation, cellular component: plasma membrane. The transcript has 4 exons. The coding region runs from base 1 to 1509 and encodes 502 amino acids. Gene Ontology annotation, biological process: water transport; glycerol transmembrane transport.
AUGGAGAGGAGCGAGACCAAUCAGACAGCGGGGACGAAUGACGUCCAAAGGUUAGAGAAAAAGCAGCAGCAAUUAGUUGACGUGGAAAAUGAGUACUUCCGACUGAAUCCCUGGUACAAUCAGCAAAGAGAAAAACCUGUCUUUGGCCUUGGUCAGCCUCUUCCACAUACCCUGCGCCGUGGUAUGUGGUGGGGCAAAAGCGAUGUUAAGAAACGGAUGGAAGAGCUUGAAGUACAAGAGGCAGACCUACAAAAAGGUAUUGACGCACGCGACAUGGCGAAAGGGAGAGAGUCUGAGAAUGAAUCGGAUGGCUCACAGACACCUUUGAAGCCAGGGCAGCCUUCACAGUCUACCAACGGAGAUCUACAGUCCUAUACUCAAGGUCGCAUGCCAAACAUUCGCCGACCAACAAGCAACACACAUUCCAUGGCAGGCAAGCAACGCAACGACGAAUCAACUACAGAACGUGCACCGAUCAACAACCAUGGCUUGGAUGAGGCUGAUCAAGGCAACAAUGGAAGGAACAACUUUGGUUUACAGGAUGGUCUUCAUCCACUCCAGGAACUUGACACCAGUGAAACAACCCAGACGCAGAAAGAUGAUAAGGAAAUUCAAAAGCGUGAACACGAAGAGCAGCAAGACUAUUAUAAUCAAUACCGCAACCCCAUUGCGAGGCUUCGAGCGCAAUACCCGCAGGCACCGGCCGAGUUCCUUGCUACCUUCAUAUAUCUUUUCCUGGGGAUAUGCGCCAACCUAUCUAUCGCAACUUCAUCGGAAAGUACGGGCAGUUUUGAAUCGCAAGCUUGGGCUUGGGGCUUUGCUGUGAUGGUCGGCAUCUACUUGAGUGGUGGUGUAUCUGGUGGUCACCUCAGCCCCUGCAUCACGAUUUCACUCUCAAUCUUUCGUGGUUUUCCAUGGCGGAUGGCAAUCGUCUACAUUUGCAUGCAAUUGCUAGCUGGCCUGGCCGCUGGAGGGCUGGCAUACGGGCUCUACUAUGAUGCGAUCAACGCCAUAGACCCUGAGCAUACGCUCGAAUUGACAGGCAAGGCUCUCUUUCCCAAGGGGCCUGCCUUCACACCGACCACCGCGUUCUUCAACGAUUUCAUCUUCAUGGCCCUUUACACUUGUAUUGCUUUCGCUCUCGGAGACGAUCAGAACUCGCCUCCUGGCCAGGGUAUGACUGCUUUGAUUUUCGGGUUCGUGGGCUACCUCAUGAUGGUUUCACUCGGAUACAACACUGGCCUCGGCAUCUCGCCUGCGCGCGACUUAGGACCAAGGCUCGUUGGGUUGUGGGCAGGCUACGAUGCCUUCAGUGACGCGUACUGGGCGUACGGCCCAUUUGGUGCUGCCACAAGUGGCGCGAUAUUUGGGGGCUUCAUCUAUGAUCUGUUUGUGUUUGUAGGUGGAGAGUCGCCAGUCAACUAUAGAUGGCCAGAGAAGGGCGACAUCAAGUGGAAGCUGAACGAGAAGAAGGAGCAAGCGAGGGAUAAGAUCCAAAGGCUAGCCUAG